Molecule: messenger RNA, 1005 nt
Organism: Nerophis lumbriciformis (worm pipefish)
Lineage: Eukaryota; Metazoa; Chordata; Actinopteri; Syngnathiformes; Syngnathidae
Source: RefSeq, a predicted model, not a curated record
AUGGAGGCUAUGGAAGAUGACAGUUCGGAAGUAAAAGAUGACCAUAAUCACAACUAUUGUGCGAGCAACAGCAGUAAGGUCCAGACUGAUUCAAGCAGCCGACUGUCCGAUGUGACAACUUUCCCUCAGCCUGCCUGUUUAGCGCUUCUGGGAAGGGAAGAUAUGUCGGGUCGGAGGAGUUUGCCAUGCCGCAGCACUGAUGGUUCCAAGUUAAUGGACUCGGACUCUGGCAGCGAAUCUAGCGAAGAGACCGAACCUGCCGCAUCUGCUCAAGACAAGUUCACUGUCGACUCGACUUCAAAGUUCCUUCUUAAUGCAACGGCCGUGCAAGACUAUCGUAACAACCACUGGCCAAACCUGGAGAAGGCCAUUGAGCGAUUGCUCAUUCAGAAUCCCACGGACCACAUCUCUGUUUCGUAUGCUCAAAUAUACAGUUACGUCUACAAGUGUGUUUGCCAGCAAUACUCAGAGCUGCUUUACAGUGACCUGAAAUCCAAAAUCACUGAUCAUCUACAGCAAGUGUCCGCCGAGCUACAUGCCGUCCCACAAGAAAACCUGAUUGAAAGCUUCAACACAGCCUUGACACAAUACUUUGCGGCUCUUCAGUGUAUUGUUCCAGUGUUUAUGUAUUUGAACAAGUUUUACAUCGAGUCCAAACUGAAUCGUGAUCUGAAACAGGAUUUGAUGAACCUGUUUGCCGAUCACGUCGCAGAGAAAUAUGUCAACACGCUCAUGCCUCUCCUGAUUAAAGCUCACGCCGUGCCCUUCAAGGUGCAGCCGUCAACUAUGGCCAGUGUGGUGAAAGGCCUGCAUAGCCUCCGACCAGAGUGGACCCAGUUGGCUCCUGUUCUUUUCUCUGACUUUAUUCCUCAAAUCAACCCUCCUGCUAUGGAGUCUCUGCUUUUGGAGUACGCAGCGAAUGACCAGAAGCUCCAGAUGGAACUUUCCUUGAACGGCUAUCCACGAGGUGAUCAGUCCCGCAAACGAUCCAACGAUGACUCCUAA